Molecule: messenger RNA, 1636 nt
Organism: Chara braunii
Lineage: Eukaryota; Viridiplantae; Streptophyta; Charophyceae; Charales; Characeae
Source: the annotation of a GenBank genome assembly
GUAAUGCCACGCAUAGUGAGUUCUUUUUUGUGGGUUGUGGAUAUUUAUUUUUGUUUGUGGGCAGUAAAAUAUAAAAAAUAUGGCUGCCGAAGGGGUCGACGGUGGCAAGGAUGAUGCUAACAUCCUGCCUAUGCCUCAAAGGCUCACCAGCGGAAGACGAGUUCAUUGGAAGGGGAAAGGGGCGUCUUCUGCAUCCGCUAAGGAAGGUCCAUGGUUCAAGGUUCUAGAGGCCAUGGCAGCUCCUGUGCAGCAAUUAACUGCAACUUAUCAUGGUGGCUUAGGGGUUGUGGUCAGAAAUGCGACACAGGAUCAACUAGAUCUGUUGAACCGCGGGUGCUUUGGUCGGCAGGUGUUCCUUUUGCCUCCCCAGCCCCAGGUGCAGCACAGCGUGCUGCUGUCUGCACCACCACACGGUGACACGUCUACCCCGACGCAGCGCAACGUGCUGCUGCGUGCAGCGCACAGCGACACGUGUCCUCCCGAGCUGCAGCACAGUGUGCUGCUGCAGUCUGCACCGCACGGCGACACGUGUCCUCCCCAGCUGCAGCACAGCGUGCUGCUGUCUGCACCACCACACGGUGACACGUCUCCCCCGACGCAGCGCAACGUGCUGCUGCCUGCACCGCACGGCGGCGCGUGUCCCUGUGUUGCCAAGAAGAACGGAACUUUAGAUGAAGACGAUCACCAGGAAGAGGAGGAAGAGCCACGUGGAAUCAGUUUGUAUCUGAGUGCAGAAGAGGCAUUCUUCCUCAGCUAUGCUGUUGGGUGGUUGAAGGUGCUGCAGCUGUCAGAGAACGGUAUUGCAGCAGAGAUGGGAGAAACUCACCUCUGGAAAGCCUUCCGUGCCUCCAACAACACGUUCCCGCAGAUGUAUGCUGCGUAUCAUCAUCUGCGGUGCAAAGGCUGGAUCGUCCGAGCAGGGAUUCAAUACGGCAGCGACUUCGUCAUUUACCAGGGCCACCCGUCGCGGGUGCACUCAGACUUCCUCGUGACAGUGGUUGACCUGACGUCUGACACGCCAGGCAAUCUGACAACCUGGUCAGGCAUUCAGACUCUGACCAGGCUCUGCUCUAGUGUUAUGAAGGGUCUUCUCGUGAUUCUUGUGUCGUGCAAGGGUUCUGAUGUCAAGGAGGCAGAAGUAGAGGCCUUGCUUGAUCCGACAAGUUUUUACGUUGAAGAGGUGGAAGUGUGUCGAUGGAGGGCAGAAAGAAACAGAGAAUGAUUAGUAGUAGUAAUGAGGGUACCGUCUUCACCCGAAUAGAACGCUUGGUCAUUAUCGCUGUAUUUGGUGCAACUUUCAGUCUACAUACAGCGAUAAUAACCGGGGCGUGGCAUUCUAUUGAAGAGGUGGAAGUGUGUCGAUGGAGGGCAGAAAGAAACAGAGAAUGAUUAGUAGUAGUAACGAGGGUACCGUCCUCACCCGAAUAGAACACCUGGUCAUUAUCGCCGUAUUUGGUGCAACUUUCAGUCUACAUGCAGCGAUAAUAACCGGGGCGUGGCAUUCUAUUCAUUUUUAUCAAAUGAAACUAAACUUGGGGGCAUCUGUUAGAAUUGGAACGUACAGAGAAAGAGAAGAUUAGCAUGGCCCCUGCGCAAGGAUGACACGCAUAUAGAUAGAUAAAUGGUGCAAAUUUUU